Messenger RNA from Penicillium daleae, 804 nucleotides. RefSeq names its product alpha/beta fold hydrolase. Bases 1 to 804 code for a protein of 267 amino acids. Lineage: Eukaryota; Fungi; Ascomycota; Eurotiomycetes; Eurotiales; Aspergillaceae. The record is from RefSeq and is a predicted model, not a curated record. The transcript has 2 exons.
AUGCCCUUCGUACAAGCUGGUUCCCACAGUCUACACUACACAGACUCCCACCCAACCGGCGCCCCAACACCCACCGGCCUAACUAUCAUCUUCGUCCACGGCCUAGGCUCCUCGCAGAAUUACUAUUUUCCCGUCAUCCCACAUCUAACGCCCAACCACCGCUGCAUCACCAUCGAUACUUACGGCGCGGCGCGCUCCCCGUACACCAACGACACAGUCACAAUCCCGAGUAUCGCGGAGGAUGUUAUCGGCGUGCUGGACGCGCUAAACGUGGCGCAGGCCGUGGUCGUCGGUCACUCGAUGGGCGGAUUGGUCGUUAUCGAGCUGGGAGCGCGGUAUCCGGACCGUGUGCUGGGCGUUGUACCCAUAGGCCCAACGCAUCCGUCGGAAAUGUUGGUGUCGGUUAUGGGGAAGAGGGCGGAGACGGUGCUGGAAGCUGGAAUGGAACCAAUGGCAAAUACCAUUCCCUCCGCGGCUGUUGGUUCCCGCAGCACCGCGCUCCAACGGGCGUUCAUCCGCGAACUUCUUCUCGGUCAGGAUCCCAAGGGCUAUGCGGCGCUUUGUCGUGCUAUUGCGAGUGCGCAGGUUCCUGAUUAUGCGGCUGUUCGGGCGCCGUUCUUGCUUAUUGCGGGUGAAGAGGAUAAGUCGGCGUCUAUGGAGGGGUGUAAGUAUAUCUUUGAGCAUGUGUCGAGUCAGAAGAAGACGAUGGAGGUUUUGGAGGGUGUUGGGCAUUGGCAUUGUAUUGAGUCUCCUGAUGAAGUGGGGAGAUUGAUUGCGCGGUUUGUUGGGGCAAUUAGUGCUUAG